Messenger RNA from Pogonomyrmex barbatus (red harvester ant), 1046 nucleotides. RefSeq names its product dynein regulatory complex subunit 2. The record is from RefSeq and is a predicted model, not a curated record. Lineage: Eukaryota; Metazoa; Arthropoda; Insecta; Hymenoptera; Formicidae. Gene Ontology annotation, cellular component: axoneme; axonemal dynein complex. Gene Ontology annotation, biological process: regulation of cilium movement; axonemal dynein complex assembly; cilium-dependent cell motility.
UUAUUUCAUCAGACUUGGAAUUUUUCUGUUUAAUCUUAAAAAUAAUUUAGAAAGUGAAAUUUAAUUGAGUUUAACAUAUCAACAUGUUAAUAACAAUAGGUCAUAUAUUAAUGAUUUACUUAAUCUAUUUAAAAUAAAUUUUAGAUGAAAUUAUAUUUUUGAAAUAAAAUAUAUAAUAGUCAGUAUACAAUGUUUUACUCAAUUUACAGUAUACAAAUUUUAUUUAAAUUUAUUAUUUGAAAAUAAAUUUUUUAUCGAUAUGGAAAUAAUUCAUAUUUUUUUGGAAGGUAAGAUUGAUGCAUUCGUAGAAGAUAAUAAGGAUAUGCGUAGAACUUUUGCGGCACAAUUGGACAAUCAACUACAAAAUUCUUGGGAAAAUCUUCAACAAGUUCUAUCGGAUUAUCAAAACAAAACGAAGGAUCGUCGAAAAUGUUACGAGACACUCAAAGAGAAGGACACAAAAGAUCAGCAAGUAAUAGCACAACAAUUAUUGCGUAUUACAAGUCUUUUUGAAGAGAUACAAAAGUUUCGAAAUAAAAUAAUGACGUAUGACGUCACGGCUAAGAAAGAAAUUUCCGAAAUUCUGAUGGAACAUGACUUUUUCCAAAAUGCUUUCUGGACCGUAAAAAAUAAUCUCCUCUUAGAACUGACAAAAGAUAAGAAUCAAUUAAAAACAAUGUCAAUUGAAUAUAACAAGACUAUAAAACAUUUAGAGAGUCUUGUAACUAAAGGCAAACAACUGUUUGCGCUGAUGCAUAUCUGUCGUAAGUACGACAUGCAGAAUGAGAAAGAAAUUCCGUUUGUUGAUUGUACAGAAGAGAAAAGCUCGUCAACUCUCUCGUCACAUCAAGUCUCUGCUUCAUUAGACUGGGAUAUGUUCUGUCAGGUUAAAGACUUUCAAGAUCUGACAAAUUUUUGGCGACGAUUCAAUUUUGUGCAAAUAGCUAUUAUGCAAUUACAAUCGGAAAAAGAUAAGUUGAAACUCGAGACAAACCACUUGCGCAAAUGUAUCAGUUCUUACAUGAUGGAAAAAAAAUAAAAAAAAA